Symbiodinium sp. CCMP2592 is the source of this 4572-nucleotide messenger RNA. The record is from the annotation of a GenBank genome assembly. Lineage: Eukaryota; Dinophyceae; Suessiales; Symbiodiniaceae.
AUGUCCAAGAAAGCAGGCACUCCUGCUUACGCGCCGGUCUACGUGGAGAGCAAGCUCUUAAAGCUUGACGACGUGUCGGUCGCCCAUGAUUCCGGCCAUCGGGACGUCGAUGAGGAUCGUGUCCUGGAGUUGUAUGAGAAGGUGAUUUUGGCCGGUCGUUGGGGCCAGGCUUCGUUGUCCCGACCGAAGCUGAGGUAUGAUCCUGCUGGUCGUCCUAUGGCCGCAUCUGAUGGCCGGUCGAAGCUGGCAGAUGGCAAGCACUGUAUCGCAGCGUUGAAGAAAGCUGCUGAGACGGUCGCUCAGUCCGAUGAUGCAACGCAGCUCGAGUGGUACACAGGUGAGAUCAAGGACAUUCUGACGGUCGGAAUGCGUUUUGAUUGCAUCAAAUUCUCGGAUGAUGAUGAGGCGGCGGUCAAGCUCUUCUACACCAUGGCCCAUGAGCAGGAGGCCAACAAGUUGCGGACGACGUCGGUCGAGCACAAGAUCAAACUUGUGCGUGCUUAUGUCGCCAAAGACGCCGAGAACGCCAUGGUGGAAAUUUUGGGCAAGUCACGCCGGUCAACAAUCCACAACUGGUGCAAAGCGACUGCAGUGUUAAAAGAGCCGGUCCUGAUCAAGCUGAAGGAGAAGCCCGACCUGCCACAGGGACUUGUUUUCACGAACAAGUACUUCGUCGGUCAAGGAGAAGAGACACGCUUCCUCCUGGAACCCGAGCAGCAGAUUGCUGCUCUGCAGCUUUUCUAUGACUUCUGUGACGGUCGCGGGACGGUCUCUUCCAUACCGACCUUCAUGUCUGACUUUUGUGCCCCAAUGUUGAAGGCACAGUUGUGGUGUCAGUUGGUCAUGAAGAAGUACUCGUCGGUCGUGAGCCGCCUACCAGCGUAUGACCGCUGUCAGAAGAUGCUGUGGAGUGAGCGUGGACGGACGUGCAUGCGUCUUGGCGUCGGUCUGUCUGGUGACCCGAAGAUCGAGGGCAGUGGCAUCCCUGAGUGUGUGUCGGUCCUCCAAGGGUUGAAGAAUCUGGCCGCUGGUCGUGCAGUGGAUGAAGCCGAAAGUGCUGUGGAUGCGGCCAAAGCAACGGUCACAGAGCACAAGCUGGUCGUUGAGGGGGGAGACGACGAGUCUGGGAUCUUGGCUGACGACAUCACGAUGGAGGCCCCACUGGUGGAGAAGGAUCCUGUUCUUGAAAAAGCUGAGGAGCUCGGCUUGUCGGUCCGCUCCAACAUUCAUCUGUUUCAUGACAUGAAGACCUUUGGUGAUGGCUUCGUCGGUCUAUGCCGGGCGACGACCCGUGGCGGCAUUUACAUCGAUGAGGCCACGUCGAAGGCCAAGAUCAUUUUGGGGGACAUGGCAGAGUUGUGGAAGGUCGUCACGUCGGUCGUAGAUCGGCAAUACGUGUCCAUGGGCAUCUUCUGUGGAAAGCGCCACGACUUAGUGACGUUGGUCGUGACAGGGACGGUCGACCCUCCAUUGAAGCGCCUUCGAGUCAAAACCUUCUUGAAAAACUUAGAUCAGAGCCGGUCGCGAUGGAAGCAGAUGUCAAAAAAGGAGAAACAACCCUUUGUGGACGCGGCGGUCAAGGAUCACAGAAAGCACAACGCCCUCAAGAGGGAGCUCGCUCAUCCUCCAGUGGAAGUCGACUCGCCGGUCAGAGACCCGAAGCCUGAGAAUGAUAGUGACCAGCAGCCACCGGUCGAUGAGAACCUCGUCAAUGAAUUGAGGUUCUCCUUUGAAGGCAUGGCACUUUCCAGUCGGUCGACCCUGGGACAAGGCGCCCAUGGCACAGUUUACCGCUGUGAAAACUUGAUGGGAACGGAGUUCGCAGUGAAGUUGCCGGUCGGCAGCAGGGACGUGAAGAGGGAGCUAGACGUUCUCCUCAGUCUACGCCACCCAGCCAUCCUGCAUUGUUAUGGGCCAGUCAUGUCGGUCGACGGAGGUCUCGUGGGCCUUCUUUUGGAGUAUGUGCCGGUGACAUUGGACGCUUGGCUGAAGACGCAGCCCAAGGCCGCAAAGUGCCCACACAAAUGGCAUCUGAUGGUCGAUCUUGCACAUGGACUCCAGUAUCUGCACUGUCACAAGCUUGUGCACUGUGAUGUGAAGCCACAGAACAUACUUGUCGGUCCUGCCCCCCAUGUUCGAGCCCGCUGGGCAGACUUCGGCCUCACUGAGCCGGUCGGGACAGCUGUCUAUGGUGACGAGGUGUACUCUGCAGCGUACAGACCUCCGGAGCUUAGCGGGUCACAGGAACCCGGUCGUAGCUUUGCUGUAAGGGUGAGGUUGGCACCCACAGCUGAUCUUUGGGCGGUCGGGUGUCUCUUGUUUGCGAUCUUCACAACAUCGACACUGUGUCAUUUGUUUGUCACAGUGAAGGUGCUGUAUGACAUGUCCUUCAUCAAUUCCCGAAUUGAUAAGAACGUGCCGGUCGUCUCUGGCGCUCAAGAAGACAUAAGAGCUUUCUUGAAAAAGCUGCCGAACGAGCGACAGCAGCUGAGGCUUUUCAUUAUUGCUGCAGAGGCGUACGUCAUCACCUUCACUGCCGGUCCAGAACAGUCCCGGAAUCGUCGACCGACUUACAUGGUCUAUUCACAGUCGGAGUUGUCGGUCUCUGCGAAGGAGGUGGUGCCGAGCCAUGUGACUGUCAACAAAUGCCGGUCAUUUGCCUAUGAGAAGUUACAGAUGCGCUGCACCGACUACAAUUGCAAGCUCAGGCCGUGCAAACCCAUGACAGACAUGCCGGCCCAUCCCACAGAGGAGUUGCCGGUCAGUGACCAAGAGCAGCCAGAGGAUAGCAAGACGUUGGACACCACAGAGGAAGCCGGUCCUGACACACAGGCGGUCGAAGCGUCCGUCGACAAGAAGUAUCCUGUGGAUUUGUGGUUGGUGGCCAAAUGCUGGGAUCACCAUGCGUCGGUCGUGCGAGAAGUCUUCCGUGGUGAUCAGUGCAGGUGGAUGGCGGUCUCCACACGCACAGCCCAUCCUUCCAUCUUCGUUGGGGUCCAGUCGGUCGUCUCCACAGUCAUAGGAAUGCAUGUUAAGCUCAGGCACUCCAUGGCACAUGGCCGAGUCUUGCUCGACGACAUGUGCACCGCCCUGAAACUGGAUGAAGCUAGCCGGUCAUUGAACUUGAAGCGCAAGGUGACAGACAUCCCGUGUGUGCCGGUCUUUAACCCCUAUGCAGCAGAGGGCUCAGUGUUCAAGCUGUUGGAGAUUCCGGUCGAGAGCACCUGGCGAAAUGGUAUCAACAAGUCGGUUGCCAACUACAAUGACAUGGAGAAGAAAUGCAACGAUCUCACACAUGAGGAGCUGGUCAAGUAUGACCUGGGAUUGUCGGUCAUCGACGGUCAUGUUGCACUCAUCACGACUGUCCCUAAAAAGGAGGGGGACUUGAUAUGCACAUGCAGUGCUUUGCAUUUCGACAACAUGGCAAGCCUCUUGUCGGUCGUGAACUCCGACAAAGUGAACCUCGCCAAGAAUCCUGUGCUCAGGACGGACUGCGUCGGUUUGACAGAGGAUCGCUCCUCGUCGGUCUGGUCACUGUUAAUUGGGGCUGCUAGCCACGUCGCCCCGCUCAGUAAAGCCGCAAAGCGAGCAAACGCGGCCUUCAACUUUGACAUCAGCCAGGGCGCCUCUGACGGUCUCAUCGCAUUGGUCGUCAAGACACGGAAUGGGUGUGGCAUUGCUGCAAAGUCGGUCGUGUCGGUCGACCUGGGUCCAGACUAUGAUCCGUCACAAGCCACGCCGGUCGAGCUCGCUGCCAGCAAGAAGCAGUUCAUGGAUAAGUGGUUUCAGGAGCCUGUGAAUGAGCCGCCGGUCAAGGAAGAGACAACAGUGGAGCCAGCUGGCAAAAAACCCCGAACCUCAGAGGCCAAGGCCAAGCCUUCGCCGGUCGCACCGGCUCCGGUCACUCCGGCUCCCGCUACUGGUCCAGUGCCGGUCGACAAGCCAGCCCCGUCUGCUGCAGCUGAGACUUCGCCGCCGGUCGUCAAAGCUGAUGUAACAGCCCCGGAGCCGGAGCUGAACCCUGCGUCGGUCGCCAAUUUCAUCGUGGGUGAUGCCACGUUUCGCUUGGACUUGCAGAACUUGAGGAUCCUUUUGCCGGUCGGAACCUCCACCAACAAGAGGCUGCCUCCAGGCACAAUUGUGUACACUCUGGAUUGCAGCGCCGGUCGUUUCCGCAAAAACUCCAGUGCUGUCGGUCUGGAGUACAAGCUGACCUCUUCGAAGGACAAGGUCAUUGUCAAUGGGAAGCAAGUGACGGUCGCAGACGCGGUCGCCAGCCUCAAGUCGAACUCCGUUUGGGAGCACAUCCCGCCUUCCUUCACCCAAGGUUCCCUCCCAUCGGCCGGUCUGAAACCUAACCAGCAGAUGGUUUGGGUUCCAGGAGAUGACGCGUCGGUCGUGAUGGCCCAGCUCAACAAGGCCACGGAUGCUUCUUGGAGGUGGGUGAUGAAAAAUGGCAGCAAAGGGAGUCUCACGCCGGUCAAAGCUUGCCUAGUGAUCGACAAACAGCUGAUCAUUCCCGGCAAGCCGGGACAUCUCGGCUUGCUUGUCGGUCGCGAAGUCGGUCACUGA